Myripristis murdjan (pinecone soldierfish) is the source of this 5790-nucleotide messenger RNA. It is a transcript of the gene stim2b, whose product is annotated as stromal interaction molecule 2b. Gene Ontology annotation, molecular function: calcium ion binding; protein binding; calcium channel regulator activity. Lineage: Eukaryota; Metazoa; Chordata; Actinopteri; Holocentriformes; Holocentridae. Gene Ontology annotation, biological process: activation of store-operated calcium channel activity; intracellular calcium ion homeostasis; store-operated calcium entry. The coding region runs from base 601 to 2937 and encodes 778 amino acids. The transcript is spliced from 13 exons. Gene Ontology annotation, cellular component: plasma membrane; endoplasmic reticulum. The record is from RefSeq and is a predicted model, not a curated record.
AUGGCCCGGUGAGGGGAAGUGGAGAACAAUAAGCCGGGGGAGCAUCCGCGUCACUGUGACAAGAACCCCCCCCCAAAAAAAUUAAAUAAAUAAAUAAAUAAAGAGCACCCCCUGGAAGUUUCUGAGGAAAAUCCCUCCGCUUUGGAUGCAGUUCAAGUCAAAGCGUGUGCCCGGCCGGAGAGCCCGGUGCCAGGGAGCUGUGCGCCUCACUGCCUCCGCAUGCAACGCGGACUAGCAGGGGAGGGAGGGGGGCUGUGAUGCGGCGCAAAGCGACAAACCAGGCGGACUCGAGUCGCCCCCCUCUUAAAGGAAUGACAAAUCCCCACGGUAUCGUCGCGUAAGUGGCUGCUUACACACGACAGCGGGGACGAAAUUAAUGUCCCGUCCCUCCUCUGAUGUCAAACAACCUCGCAUGCUGACUUCCGCCCCGAGGCUCCCCUUCCUUCUGCAUCAGCCGGCGAGCAGUCGCUAUGACAGGAGGAUACAACAGCACCGCGGCGAGUCACGAAAACCUCACUUAAAAAACUUCAUUUGGCGACAAGUAGGCGGACGUCCUGCUCAGCUGAUAACAGAACUGUCACAUUUCAGCUCAUCUCCACCAUGAGUUACACCAUCCAUAAGGUAGUGAAUCUAUUGCUACGUGGACUCGUCAUCUAUGCGGUACUGGGCUUGGAGAGCACUUACUCGAAUGAUCUACCCAACCACUCGUCUGAUACUGCAAAUGUAGCCACCACAGACCCCUGUCUGAUGGUGAUGCCGCCAUGCAUGGGCGACGCCGACCGCUUCAGCCUGGAGGCCCUGCGCCACAUCCACAAACAGCUGGACGACGACAAUGACGGGGGCAUAGAGGUCAACGAGAGCGUGGAGUUUAUCAUAGAGGACAUGAAGCAGCAGCAAACCAACAAACACAGCAACCUGCACCGUGAGGACCAGCACAUCACCGUGGAGGAGCUGUGGAAGGGCUGGAAGACCUCCGAAGUCCACAACUGGACCAUGGAGGAUGCGGUGCAGUGGCUGAAGGAGUCGGUGGAGCUGCCUCAGUACGAGAGGAACUUCCGGGACUUCCGGGUCACAGGGAACACCUUACCACGAAUAGCAGCCAAUGAACCGUCAUUUAUGUCGAUGCAGCUGAAGAUAAUAGACCAGCGGCAUAAACAAAAGCUCAACCUGAAGGCGCUAGACGCAGUGCUUUUUGGCCCUCCUCUGCGUCCGCAGCAUAACUGGAUGAAAGACUUCAUCCUGAUGGUUUCCAUAGUGAUCGGCGUCGGGGGCUGCUGGUUUGCCUACGUGCAGAACAAGUCCAGCAAGGUGCACAUCUCCCAGAUGAUGAGGGAUCUGGAGAGCCUGCAGAACGCCGAGCAAAGCCUGCUGGAUCUGCAGAGCCGACUGGAAAAGGCCCAGGAGGAGAACCGGACGGUGGCCGUGGAGAAGCAGAACUUGGAGCAGAAGAUGAGGGAUGAGAUCUCCGGGGCUAAAAAGGAGGCUCACCGGCUUCGAGAGCUGCGGCAGGGGGCUGAGUGUGAGCUCAGCCGGCUCAAAUACGCAGAGGAGGAACUAGUACAGGUGCGCAUGGCUCUGAAGCGAGCAGAGAAAGAGAUGCAGUCCGAGUGGUCGGUGCCUGAAGCCCUUCAGAUGUGGCUGCAGCUCACCCACGAGGUGGAGGUGCAGUACUACAACAUCAAGAAACAAAGCGCCGAGCUCCAGCUGUCUGUCGCCAAGGACGAGGCAGAGAAAAUAAAAAAGAAGAGGAGUUCUGUGUUUGGUACUCUUCAUGUGGCCCACAGUUCAUCACUGGACGAGGUGGACCACAAGAUACUAGAAGCAAAGAAAGCUUUGUCUGAGGUAACGGCGUGCCUGAGGGAGCGCCUUCACCGCUGGCAGCAGAUCGAGAAGCUCUGCGGCUUCCCCGUGGUCAACAACUCGGGACUGCCGAGCCUGACGGCCAGCCUGUACUCGGACCACAGCUGGGUGGUCAUGCCCCGCGUGUCGGUGCCCCCCUACCCCAUCGCCGGAGGAGUGGAUGACCUGGAUGAGGACACACCUCCCAUCAUUCCACAGUUCACAACACCUGUUCUCUCCCUCGUCCGUUCCCCAGCGUCAACACUCAUCCGCCCGCCGCUGACGCGCAGCAGCAGCCUGUGUCGUUCUCGCCGGAGCCUGCUCAGCUCGCCGCAGUCCUCGCUGAUGUCUCCAGACCCCGACCUGCUGUCCAUGGCCAGCUCGCCCCUCUCCUACCACCCCGAGGCAGACGAGGAACAUAUCUACUUCAGUUCAGACAGGAGGGGGGAGACGGCUCCGGAGAGCUGCUCCGACACAGACUCUCUCAACUCCUCCGUGGGGCGCAAGCAGCUGCAGAGCACAGAGACCCCCUACCGCAAGAUCUCCCGCGAGGAGCUGCUGCUGUUCAGCCAGUGUCAGGAGCUUCCCGCGUCCGCCCCCGCCACCGCCGCCACCUCCUCCUCCUCCUCCUCUUCCUCCACCACCACCCACACCAGCAGCAGCAGCCUCAGGGACUCCACCCCUCCUCCUCUGCCGCCCACUCCGGCCACCACCCCGUCCAGCCCGCCCUCCACCUCGCCGUCUCCCGCCUUGGAGCACCACACGUUCGCGCACAAGGGCUCACCCGACCUCACCCGCAUCAUCCCCGAGUCGCAGAGUAUACCCUUCUCCCAGGGGCACGCCACCACCCCGACGGGCAAGGGCAUGAACAACGGCAUCUUGGAGAAGUCCUACAGCUUUGGCCAGCUGCCCGCGAGCAUGCUGCCCGGCGGGGGCGUGGGCCGCUACCCGUCUCUUACCUCCCUGGACUCGGAGGGCCGCAGCGUGGGCAAGGAGUACAAGCUCCAGAGCACCUCCUCCCAGGACUCCAGCGACAACGGGGAGAGAAUCAAGCGCUCCUCUUCGAAAAUUAAGAGCCUGUUCAAGAAGAAAAAAUAAAACUCGCUUGAGGGGGAAAGAGUGAGAGAGAGAGAGAGGGAGGGAUAAAAUAUAAAGAGAAAGUCGUUUUAGCCCUAAUACUAAAUUUUUUAAAAAAUGGACGUCAUCUUAAGCUAAAACAUUUUCUUUUUCAUUUUCUCUCUCAUUGUUGUCUUUUUUUUUUUCUUUUUUUUUUUUUUUUGUCAGAGAUGGAAUGUAGCUCAGUCUGGGUGCCUCGAACCCCCCAGAUUGGUAGCCUUAUUUUUCAAUAAUGCCUUUUUAUUUAGUUCACUCAUAGCCUCACAGGGGAACUUUCAAAGGUCAAGGAAAAGUCAUCGAAAGGUCAAAGGGUCAGCAGUCAUGCCGAGGUGUCCUCCACACAGCCAAGGCGCAUGACCUGCACACUGUCUUCUCUUAAUCUUUUUUUUUGAGUUUGAACCAAAAAGCCACUAAGUGAAAAGGUCUAAAGGUGCAAUCCAUAAGUUUAGUUUUUAGCACACAUUGUGACUGUACAAACCAUUUGUCAUGUGUAGUGUUUCACUGUUGUACUGUACCUGAUCAUGUAAACCUCCUUCUUAAGCAGCCAUGUCUUCUUUGCUCCUACUGCAAGGAUUGAAAAGACACUUUCAGUAGUGAGAGCGGCAUAGGAAAAUAGAGAUUUCUGAAUUACAUUUAUGACAGUUUCUCUCUAAAUGCAUCCCAGACAUUUUCCCCCACUCAGAUUAUGGAUUGCAUCUUGUCAAGUGUUUCAGUCAUGGGCUUUUCUUGCUUUAGGUGAGCUCCAGUUAUGGAAGCUCCCGAGCUCAUGUACAUGAUUAAUUUCCUUUGAAAAAGCCUGCUAAAGUUUGUUGCACUACUGCUUUCCUGGUAUUUGGGAAAGGGCCGCUGCUUGCGGAGUACAUACUGAAUAAAGACUUAGAGAUGAGAGGAAGGCAUGGCCAGCGGCAGUGGAGAUGCAGCACAUAAUGUCAGAGCCAAAAUUAUGUGACGUGUCUUCAGUGCCGCUGUCUAUGCGUUUCUCGGUAUAUAUAAAUAUACAUUGUUUUUACAUUAUUAUGUUCUUAUAGAUGUUUUUAAAUAGAUUUUUAUUGGUGGGGGUUCAUAAGGAGUGAUUUUUACUGAAGAAAGUUUAACGAUUAUGCAGAUUUAACCCACUCAAACCCCAAUGUGUAACCGUCCUUUAUUACUUGAUUAACUGCAGCCAUACCGAUACCCUUUUACUUUAUUUGUUUGUAACACCCUGUGUCCAUAUCAGACUGUGGUCAAAUUCCAUGUGCAUUUAAUAGUUCUCAUCGUCUUUUUGAAUACCAUAUGCAUGGCGAUUGCCACAUGAGACAAUACAAAAGUACCAAAACGUCUUGACAAUUACGGGAAAGCGAGUGAAGUAUGCUUUCUGUGAUUGACGACAUACUUAAUGCUAUGUGAAUUAUCCUUGUAAUAAAGGAACAUAAAUGAAGGAAAGGAAACUGCAUCAUAGCAACAGCAUUCCAACUUUGCAUUGGUGCCACUAAUACUGAAGUCUCUCCUUGUUAUGGGUCUCAAAAGGACUGAACGAUACGGUUAAAAAUAAUGACAUUGUUACUUUGACUUGAGUCACGAUUUUAGUGAGAACGAUCAUUUUCGCUUCGUAAUUUCCACUUUCACUGAAAAACUAUUAAAAUGAUGAUGUGAUUCUGGCUACAUGAGGUCCGUCGCAAACAAACGUGUUUUCUUACAUUUGGAGAAUCCGAUUUGUGAGUCAGAGCGUCUCUGCAGCUUCACAGCAAUUCCUUUGUAAAGGUGUUUUAUCACACAUUUUACCUGGAUGGGGAAAAAAAAAAAAAAAAAAAAGCAGCUCCUGCAAAUGGGGGCCCUGCUCUUGACCAUACUGUGAUUUUGACAGUAUUUCAGCUCAUUGUUCAGGCCCAGCAUCAAAACAGCAGGGCUCAGUCCAGCCGCUGCAACAAGCCCAGCUCCAGCCCCGUGCACUCUGAGAGCUGGAUACGGAAAAAUGGAUGUCGUCUGGCAGGAUGUUGAUCUGACUGGAUAGCUUGUAGGGCUCAGUGUUAAUCUGUUGGAGUCGGGCGAAUAGCUAUUUGAUCGGGUUUGCUGCAAAGUUCGCCCCUUCAUGUAUGUGGAGUCGAGAGUCACUUCUGUCUGAGCUGAGUUACUGUUAGCUCCGUCAAAAGAGUAUCUACAUGAGAUAAUAUAUGAAAUCUGCGGUAGUUGAUGCAAACCGCACCCAAAAGUUUGCAGACUUGACACCGGUUUGGGCUCACAUGCUACGUCCUUUCCUUCCUUUAUGAUCUCUGGAUGUGUUCACCUCCAGUUUGGUUUUUCCCGGGCAGGUUACAGCCCAGAAUUCCUUGUGAAAACUUGCCACUUGCCACAGCCUCACACUAAAGCUCCCAGCGUGUCCAUGCAAUACGGCCCGCCACAGCUUGACGCCCCCCCCUCCCCUCCUGUGACCCGUGGGCCUCGACCGAGCGCUCUGUUUUCAAGAGCUCUUGCUUCACACUGUGAUUUCCACCCUCUUCCCUUCAUCCUGGACUUGCUGUCACUCACGCAUCGCCGUCCCUCCUUCGUUGGGUCCGACAUGAGCUUAGACGUGACGGCCGCCUCAGCGAGGACGCGGCACGAUGUCAGGGUGUGAUUGCCGGGCGACAGCACGACAACAUGAUGACGCGGUUUCAGUGGCGUCUUGUUUUUGUUUUUUGUUUUUUUGUUUUGGUUUUUUUGAAGGUCAUGUACAGUAUAGCACACAACAAAGCAACAAGAAGACAGAACUGUAAGGCGAGAAGAAAAUCUGAAUGUUUACGAAACGUUAGGGAUUUUUUGAGAACAUUUGGUGUGUGAAUAUUUGUAUACUGUAGAAGAAUUAAUAAAAAAAAAUGG